Messenger RNA from Arachis stenosperma, 1784 nucleotides. Its product is annotated as DUF21 domain-containing protein At4g14240. The record is from RefSeq and is a predicted model, not a curated record. Gene Ontology annotation, biological process: magnesium ion homeostasis. The coding region runs from base 134 to 1567 and encodes 477 amino acids. NCBI's taxonomy places the organism in Eukaryota, Viridiplantae, Streptophyta, Magnoliopsida, Fabales, Fabaceae. The transcript has 13 exons. Gene Ontology annotation, cellular component: intracellular membrane-bounded organelle.
UUUAACAAGUGUUGACAUUUCAUUCCAGUAACAUACACUAUACAAUUUAAUUUAAUUUUCUCUUUCAGUGUCUAUAUUUUCCUGCGUUUUCUUUUUCUUUUUCUCGUUUGCAGAAAGUGGUUGGUUGCAGAGGAUGUUACCUCUGACUAUGAGUUUGAUGAGGGUGCUGGGAAGUGGGAAACUGUUCCCACCGGAACACAUAGUCACCGAUUCAGAGGACAUACCUUUUGGAACACUGUGGUGGUUUGUGUACGCUGGAAUUUCAUGUUUUCUUGUCCUCUUCGCUGGGAUUAUGUCUGGUCUCACCCUCGGUUUGAUGUCUCUUGGUCUCGUUGACCUUGAGAUUCUUCAGCGUAGUGGCACUUCCACUGAGAAAAAACAAGCUGCUGCUAUUUUGCCUGUUGUUAAGAAACAGCACCAGUUGCUUGUCACUUUGCUUCUUUGUAAUGCCUGUGCUAUGGAGGCACUUCCUAUCUACCUUGAUAAAAUUUUUCAUCCUGUUGUUGCUGUUAUUUUAUCAGUAACUUUUGUUCUAGCUUUUGGAGAGGUUAUCCCUCAAGCUAUAUGCUCAAGAUAUGGACUCUAUGUUGGUUCAAAUUUUGUGGGACUUGUACGUGUGCUGAUGAUAAUUUGUUUUCCAAUUGCAUACCCUAUUGGAAAGGUUCUGGAUAUAUUACUAGGACACAACGAUGCACUGUUUCGGCGAGCGCAAUUGAAAGCCCUUGUUUCAAUCCAUAGCCAAGAGGCUGGUAAAGGCGGAGAACUCACACAUGAUGAGACAACAAUUAUCAGUGGAGCACUUGAUCUCACUGAGAAGACUGCAGAGGAGGCUAUGACACCAAUUGAAUCUACAUUUUCUUUGGAUGUUGCUUCCAAAUUAGAUUGGGAAGCAAUUGGGAAAAUUCUUGCACGAGGCCAUAGUCGUGUCCCUGUAUACAGCGGAAACCCCAAAAAUAUAAUUGGCCUCUUACUAGUAAAAAGUCUUCUAACUGUAAGAGCUGAAACUGAGACUCCUGUUAGUGCUGUUUCGAUCCGGAGAAUUCCAAGGGUUCCAGCAGAUAUGCCUUUAUAUGACAUCCUAAAUGAGUUUCAGAAAGGAAGUAGCCAUAUGGCCGCCGUAGUCAAGGUUACAAGAGAUAGAAACAGCACUCAGGCUAAUGGAGACACUGACAAAUCUAAGGAUAAUGAAGUUUCCAAGCACAAUUCUCAACUAACUAUACCAUUGCUAGCAAAGUCUUCCGACAAAUCGGAGAGUGUUGUCAUCAGCAUUGACAAAACUCAUAAGCAUGCUGCAGACAAACAAUAUCAACAAAAUGGAACCGCAACAAACGGUGUUCACCAUUUUUGUGAGAACACUGAUGAUGGUGAAGUUAUUGGCAUCAUAACACUGGAGGAUGUUUUCGAAGAACUCUUGCAGGAAGAAAUCGUGGAUGAAACUGAUGUAUAUGUAGAUGUACAUAGAAGAAUACGUGUAGCUGCUGUUGCAGCUGCUACAUCAGUGGCGCGAGUUCCAUCUGGCCGGAAGUUGACGGUUCACAAGCCUGUAGGGAAUCAAGCAAGCAAGUGAAAGUUUGAUAAAGAAAUUUAGAAGAUGAACUUCAAUCAGCAAAGUGUAUUAACAAGCAUAGUUUGUGUGGCCACUAGUACUCUUUUUGUUAGGAUGACAUAGCAUAAUACACGGCCAUAUACUGCUAUAUAAUAGUAUAAUACAUAGAUAAUGUAUUUUGGGCCAUUGUAACAAAAUGUAGAACUAGGAUUUCUAAUAUAAACUCCUGAAUUCUACU